AUGACAGCCACAAGGAAUGUGAUGAGAGCUGUCAGAGUUUUUGAGUUUGGUGGCCCGGAAGUGCUUAAGCUCCAGUCAGAUGUCCUAAUUCCUGAUCCAAAAGAAAAUCAGGUGUUAAUUAAAGUCCAUGCCUGUGGGGUAAAUCCUGUUGAGACAUAUAUUCGUUCUGGAAAUUAUGCCAGGAAACCAGCUCUGCCCUAUACUCCUGGCUCAGAUGUGGCUGGGGUGGUGGAAGGUGUUGGGGAACAUGUGACUGCAUUCAAGAAAGGUGACAGGGUUUUUACCAUCGCUACGGUCUCGGGAGGAUACGCAGACUAUGCGGUUGCUGCAGCUAAUAAAGUCUUUCCUUUGUCGGAUAAACUGGACUUCAGGCAAGGGGCAGCGAUUGGAGUACCCUACUUCACUGCUUACCGUGCUCUUUUCCAAAAAGGCUGUGCCAAAGCAGGGGAAAGUGUGCUAGUGCAUGGUGCGAGUGGGGGAGUAGGCAUAGCAGCAUGUCAGAUUGCCAGAGCUUGUGGCUUAAAGGUUUUGGGUACAGCAGGAACCGAGGAAGGCAUGAACACGGUCCUGAGAAAUGGUGCUCACCAGGCAUUUAAUCACAGAGAGGCUAAUUACAUUGAUAAAAUUAAGGAGUACACAGGGAUGGAAGGAGUUGAUAUAAUAAUAGAAAUGCUCUCCAAUGUCAAUCUUGCUGCUGACCUGCAACUGCUGAACUACAGAGGAAGGGUGAUGGUUGUGGGCUGCAGAGGUUCCAUUGAGAUAAAUCCAAGAGACACUAUGAGUAAGGAAUCCAGCAUAAUUGGAGUUAGCCUCUUCCUUGCAACCGAGGAGGAGAAGCAUGAAUGUGCAACAGCACUCCUUGAUGGCAUAGAAGCUGGCUGGCUGAAACCUACUGUGGGCUCUGAAUAUCCACUGGAGAAAGUGGCGAAGGCCCAUGAAGACAUUAUUCAUGGUGGUGGUGCUCAGGGGAAGAUGGUGCUCGUUCCAUAG
Molecule: messenger RNA, 990 nt
Organism: Nestor notabilis (Kea)
Lineage: Eukaryota; Metazoa; Chordata; Aves; Psittaciformes; Psittacidae
Gene: CRYZ
Product: crystallin, zeta (quinone reductase)
Exons: 8
Coding region: 1-990 (329 amino acids)
Cellular component (GO): cytosol
Molecular function (GO): mRNA 3'-UTR binding; zinc ion binding; NADPH binding
Source: RefSeq, a predicted model, not a curated record